Callorhinchus milii (elephant shark) is the source of this 1994-nucleotide messenger RNA. RefSeq names its product vitronectin-like. Gene Ontology annotation, biological process: immune response; cell adhesion mediated by integrin; cell-matrix adhesion. The transcript is spliced from 8 exons. NCBI's taxonomy places the organism in Eukaryota, Metazoa, Chordata, Chondrichthyes, Chimaeriformes, Callorhinchidae. The coding region runs from base 34 to 1848 and encodes 604 amino acids. The record is from RefSeq and is a predicted model, not a curated record. Gene Ontology annotation, molecular function: polysaccharide binding; extracellular matrix binding; scavenger receptor activity.
ACAUUCCAGAACCUAGAAGAAUCCACUGCGGACAUGAGGUGGCUGGCGGUGGUCAUUCUCCUCGGCUCCUUCGUCUGUCCAGCGUCCACCGACCAGGGUUCCUGUGUCGGCCGCUGUGCUGAUGGCUUCAACGAGACCCAUAAGUGCCAGUGCGACAAUCUCUGCCACUUCUACAAGAGCUGCUGUGUGGAUUAUAGCACCGUGUGCAGGCGAGCCCACGGCGAUGUCUUUACUGUGCCUGAGGAUGAACAUGACGAUGAUGACGAUGAGUUUGAUGAUGAUAUUAAUGGGGGAGUUACAGGCUCCAGUCUUCCAUUUGUCUCGUUGAGAAAUACAACAGAACCAGAGACAGCAACAGAACUGGCAAUGGCUCUGGAACCAGAGACAGCAACAGAACUGGCAAUGGCUCUGGAACCAGAGACAGCAACAGAACUGGCAAUGAUUCUGGAACCAGAGACAGCAACAGAACUGGCAAUGGCUCUGGAACCAGAGACAGCAACAGAACUGACAAUGAUUCUGGAACUAGAGACAGCAACAGAACUGGCAAUGACUCCGGAACCAGAGACAGCAACAGAACUGGCAAUGGCUCUGGAACCAGAGACAGCAACAGAACUGGCAAUGGCUCUGGAACCAGAGACAGCAACAGAACUGGCAAUGAUUCUGGAACCAGAGACAGCAACAGAACUGGCAAUGGCUCUGGAACCAGAGACAGCAACAGAACUGACAAUGAUUCUGGAACCAGAGACAGCAACAGAACUGGCAAUGACUCUGGAACCAGAGACAGCAACAGAACUGGCAAUGACUCCGGAACCAGAGACAGCAACAGAACUGGCAAUGACUCUGGAACCAGAGACAGCAACAGAACUGGCAAUGAUUCGAGAACCAGAGACAGCAACAGAACUGGCAAUGACUCUGGAACCAGAGACAGCAACAGAACUGGCAAUGGCUCUGAAACCAGGACCGAAACCCAAUGAUCUGUGUUCCGACAAAGAAUCCUUUGAUGCCUUCACUGACCUAAAAAAUGGAUCCAUCUUUGCUUUCAGAGGGGAAUACUUUUAUGAACUGGACAGUUACAGCUUUCGCGAAGGAUAUCCUAAACGCACCAGUGAUGUCUGGGGCAUCCCAGGCCCCAUUGAUACGGCCUUUACACGGAUAAACUGUGAGGGCAAGACGUACAUCUUCAAGGGUGAUAGCUACUGGCGUUUUGACGAUGGCAAACUGGAUCCAGGAUUCCCAAACAAGAUCAAGUUAGGUUUUCCCGGCAUUCCAUCAAACUUGGAUGCCUCCUUCGCAUUGCCCGCCUCCAACAUUAAUGGCAACGAGCGAGCUUACUUCUUCAAAGGAAAUCAGUACUGGCAGUACGUUUUCAAACAUCAGCCCAAACGGUCAGAGUGCCUGAAAACAUCGGAGUCUGUGCCCUUCCAGAGAUAUGCUAUAACAAUGUUGGACCCGUGGGAAAGUCUUUAUGAAUUGCUAUUUCAAAGCUCUGCAUCUGGUGAUGGCGCCAUUGGACCAGGCUCUGUCUCCCGGGACUGGCUGGGACUUCCCUCUAAUGUGGAUGCCGCGAUGUCCGGAAAGCUCUUGAUGAUUUCACAAGAUGUUCCCGAUCGACAGAGGGGUAGGAAGAAACCAAAGAAGAGAAAGGGGAAGAAAAAGAAGCAUCAUUCCUCCAGCAUGGAAUUUUACUUUCACAAGCGUCCUGGAUUGGUUCCCAGUCAGAGUAUCUACUUCUUUGCUCAAGACGAGUAUUACCGCGUGGACCUGGAGUCCAAGCAAGUGGCGCUCGUGGACCCGCCGUACCCCCGGUCCAUCGCCAGAUACUGGUUCAAGUGCCGCGAGUCGGAGUGAGACCCGGACUGACCUGAUAUCUGCAUCAACUGUGGCCAAGACACACACUGUGAACCCUAUUGGAGAGGAGGACCUCCGGCCGACCACAGCUCACACACGUACCCGAGUCCUCCACAGCAACCAAUAAACACACAAAGUCAACCUGA